AUGGGGGUGGCGGAGAGUCAGCAGGCCCCGCGUAGACCACCCAGCCUCCUGCUGCUGACGGCCUUCUGCCUUCUGCAUCUGGGGGCCUCAGGGCAGCCCCAUGAGGAGGUGGCAUCCAUCCAGGGAGUGAGGGGUGGCUCCGUGGAGCUGGCCUGUGGCUCCCCACCUGCCCCCCUGGUGGUCUUCUGGAGCUUCACCCCCCUGGGCUCGCUGAUUCCCCGGCCUGUGGCUGUCACCAAUGGAGCAGAGUUCAAGGUGGACGCCGGGGCCUCGGCCCUGGGGACCGUGAGCCUGCAGAACAGCAGCCUGGUGCUGGGGGAGCUGCGGGAGGGUGCCCGCGGCCGCUUCCUGUGCCAGGCCCUGCAUGCGACCGGAGGCUGGCUGCACACCGCCUACUCCCACUUCAGCCUGGCCGUGCUCGUGCCUGUAUCAAAGCCUCAAGUGCGGCUGAGCAAGCCGUCCCCAGUGGAGGGGACAUCUGUGGUGGCCACGUGCGCAGUGCGGGAGGGCACAGAGCCCAUGAGCUUUGCCUGGAAGCAUCAGGCACCCCGAGGCCCCGAGGAGGCCCUGGUGGGGGUCACAGAGCAACAGCUCCAGCUGGACCCUGUCAAUCGGACACACCUGGGCUGGUACGUGUGCAGUGCACACAACGCAGUCAACCAGCUGAGCAGUGACGGAGCCUUCCUGGACGUCAUCUAUGGUCCAGACAGUCCUGUGAUCACCAUGGAGCCACCGGGCUUCACUGAGGGGGGUUUUUGGGCCCCUGAGAAGGAAGAAGUGACUCUGAGCUGCCUGGCUGCAUCCAACCCCCCCAGUCACUAUGUGUGGCUCCGGGACCACGCUCAGGUCCACACCGGGCCCACCUACACCAUCGGCAGCGCCAGCCGCACCCACACAGGCCUGUAUACCUGCCUGGCCCACAACAGCCGCCUGGACACCCGCACACAGACUGCCAUCCAGCUCACCGUCUACUGGGAACCCCUCCGGAGCCCCUCGUGCUGGACCAUGGCCACAGCUGGAGACCAGUUCAUCAUGCUGAGCUGUGAGUGGGCUGGAGGCGAGCCCCCUGCCCUGCUGAGCUGGCUGGAUGGACAGCAGCAGCCUCUGGGCGGCCGCAGCUCCUCGCUGGCCAUCCACCUCCUGCAGGCCCGGGGCGACCUGGCUGGCAGAGAGUUCACCUGCCAGGGCACUCACCCCCUCAGGGCCCCCGAUCCCCACUGCCGGCUUCAGCUGGAAGCCCCACAGCUGGCAGUGACUAAGCUCCAGGUGUCCGUGCUGGAGGGAGAAGAGGCCUGGCUGGGGUGUGCCCUCCUGGGGGGCACACCGCCUGCCCACCUCCUCUGGCUGGGACCCCAGCGACAGCCAUUGGAAGCAGGCACUUCUGGAUUCAUGCUGCACCCCGAGGGCGCCCAGCUCCAUCUUAGCAUCCAAGCUGCAGACCCGGCUCUCCACAGGGGCACCUACCAGUGUGUGGCUCGCAACGCCCUGGGCAACAGCAGUCGCAGCGUCCUGCUGGAGGUGCUGAGGUAUCCAGCUCCUCCCAAUGUCACCAUCAGCCGCCUGACCUAUGGGAGACAGCGGAGAGAGGUGCAGCUUCAAUGGGCCAUUGCAGGCCCAGGGAACCUGACGGGCUUCCUGGUGCAGCGGAGGGCCGGGGCUCAGGGCCCAGGAGCCGGAGCUUGGGAGACAGCAGCCGGUGACAUUGAGCCCGAGAGCAGAACCCGGCGGCUGGGGGGCUUGGACCCGGGGGUGCUCUACGCCUUCCGCAUCCUGGCUCUGAACCACCGCACAGCUGGACAUCCCUCGGAGGGCAGGAUACCAGCGGACCCCCCCUUCAGCGCCUACCCAGCCGUGCUGGGUGCAGCAGGCACAGGAAUGGUGGUGGCAACGGUGGCCUCGUUGCUGGUGUUUCAGUACGCUGCCCGGCACCCCGAGACUUUCCCCUGCACUGAAACACCACCCAUCACCCCGGGUUCGGGUCCUCCUCAGNUUCAUGUCUAUUCUUCAGACACUGAAACACCACCUAUCACCCCGGGUUCGGGUCCUCCUCAGGAAUCCAUGGAUACUCCAGUAAACGUCACCAUCACAGUGACAGCGACACCGUGA
Miniopterus natalensis is the source of this 2106-nucleotide messenger RNA. The record is from RefSeq and is a predicted model, not a curated record. NCBI's taxonomy places the organism in Eukaryota, Metazoa, Chordata, Mammalia, Chiroptera, Miniopteridae.